Zeugodacus cucurbitae (melon fly) is the source of this 972-nucleotide messenger RNA. RefSeq lists its product as uncharacterized. Bases 164 to 871 code for a protein of 235 amino acids. NCBI's taxonomy places the organism in Eukaryota, Metazoa, Arthropoda, Insecta, Diptera, Tephritidae. The record is from RefSeq and is a predicted model, not a curated record. The transcript has a single exon.
AAUAUUACAAAAUACAUUUGAAAACUACACAACUCUCUAAAAUGCAAAUCAAUUAAUCGUUUCUUCUAUCUAAAACUUUUGGCUUUUAUCUAAAUUUAAAAUUUGUUUAUUAAAAUAAUUGUUGUUGAAAAAAAUUGUUUAUUAUUAUUGAAAAAAAAAAAAAAUGGCAUUGCAAAACUUGCUUCAAAGGUGUGUGCUAGGUUUCACGAAAAUCGGCCCAAUUGCGCCGACAUCCUUUAUACAGCCCGUGCGAUUUUCGAGUUCGGUAGGCGGUUGUAUAUUACCGAAACACAAGAAGAAGCCAACCAAACCCCGGCUAGGACGUAAAUGUAUACCCUGGAAAGUACCCGUUUGCAGUGAGGAAGUGCUAAAGAAGAAACGCAAAUUGAAACCGUGCCAAAUGAAAGCCGACAUACAAACAAUCGAUCCCGAAUGCUGUGAUAAUCCAUGUAUCGAUAUGUAUCCACGUUUUGAUGAUCUCUAUUAUGCACCGUCGGAGAAGAAUCGUAAAUAUCAGCAAACUUGGUGUGAAUUUGGUAGUUUACGUAUAAAGAAGCGACCGAUUUGUUGCUACGAACAAUACGAUAUUCCAAUGCCGAAACGGCGCAAACCGAAACGUGGCACUGGCCACGAUUCGUGCGAAAUAGCUAGGCAAUGUCCGAACGUAUCGCCGAAAUGUGUGAAACUCGUUUGGCCCGGUUGUCGCACUAAGAAAUGCGAAUUUAAAUGCAAAUACUAUCCACCGCCGAAGGAUUGCCUAAAAAUCUGUACGCCAUAUCCGAGUUUUUCGGAAUGUGACAGACCAUUGCCUAAACCAUUGCAUCCAGUCGAAUGUAAAUGCUUGGAAUGGACUGGUUUUUGUCCAAUAUAAAAAAAAUUGAAAAGAAACAUACAAAAUUAUGUACACAUAAUUUGAAUAUGAAAAGUAAAAAGCUCAGAUUUAAAUAAAAUUAAAAAUUAUUUUAUACGUAA